Protopterus annectens (West African lungfish) is the source of this 1303-nucleotide messenger RNA. Its product is annotated as extracellular calcium-sensing receptor-like. The record is from RefSeq and is a predicted model, not a curated record. Gene Ontology annotation, cellular component: membrane. The coding region runs from base 53 to 1303 and encodes 416 amino acids. Lineage: Eukaryota; Metazoa; Chordata; Ceratodontiformes; Protopteridae. Gene Ontology annotation, molecular function: G protein-coupled receptor activity. Gene Ontology annotation, biological process: G protein-coupled receptor signaling pathway; sensory perception of sweet taste; sensory perception of umami taste. The transcript has 3 exons.
AGAUGAUCUUAACUUACUAGUAAACCUCUUUAAAAAAUUAUGCUUAGCACCAAUGCCAUGGAUACCUAAAGCCUACAAACUGUUAACAAUUGAUGGCAUCAACUUGAAGAUGAUUCCACUGGACCCUAACAAUAAUUCAUAUUCCCAGAUAACUAGUUCCAGUCCACCCUGCCAUACAACAUGCCCAAAUGGAUACAGCAGGACAAUGGUUGUCAAAUGUUGUUAUAGUUGUACAGAAUGUCAAGCUAAUACAUUUGCCCAUGACUCAACAUGUAAGCCCUGUGGAAAUGGAACAUGGUCCAGUGCUGGAAGUACAGAAUGCAAGAAUAAAACCUCGAAUUAUUUAGCAUAUAGUAAUGCUUAUGGCAUAACAUUUCUGACUAUUUCAAUCAUUGGUUUGAUUCUGACUAUCUUAGUGAUUGCAGUUUAUAUAAAACAUGCAAACACUCCUAUUGUUAAAGCCAGUGGAGGAUUCAUAUUUGUUUGCAACAUGGUAGGCCACAUCUGUUGUUUUUUUAGUGUAUUAGGUUUUCUUGGUGAACCUACAGGCUGGAGAUGUUUAGCCAGAGAGACUGUGUUCGGAAUUAGCUUUGCUAUAUGCUUGUCAAGCAUAUUGGCCAGAAGCUUCCGAAUACUAAGUGCAUUUUUUAUUUCAACUGAACGACCAUCACCAUUUCAAAAACAUUUUUCUCUUUGUAUCAUUUUGAUAGGUACCUUAAUUCAAGUCACAAUCUGUGUAAUAUGGGUUACAGUUGACCCUCCCAAAAUUCGUAGAAUUGACACACAAGACACACAUGACCAGACUGACAUUAUUUGCCGUAGCAAUUCACCAUACUGGCUUAUUGGUGUAAUUGGUUAUUUGGUUCUCUUGGCUUUGAUAUCAUGUCUUUGUGCAGUAAAGUCCCGAUCUCUUCCUUCUAACUUCAAUGAUGCCUCAGAGAUUGCAUUUAGUAUGUUGGCAUUCCUUGCAGUGUGGAUGUGUACAAUUCAUAUCCUAGCGACUGAAAAAUAUAGCUUAACACAAACUGUAAGCAUUGUAAUUGCUAUACUGGUUUCUUCUUUUUCUUGUUUAGGGUUCUUGUUUUUCUACAAAUGCUACAUUAUGGUUUUUAAGCCAGAAAAAAACACAUCAGAAUGGAUUAAAAAAUCAGUCUUUGAAUAUUGCCAAAAAAUAUCAGGUAUUAAAAAUAUGAGUUCAGUCACAGAUACUUCUGAGUCACCAGACAACAGCUCUAAUAUAAAGAAUGGAAUUAGGCAAGACAAAAGCAUUGAAACAAGUAACUCCUUCAUUGAACAAAGCUGA